Clonostachys solani is the source of this 306-nucleotide messenger RNA. The record is from the annotation of a GenBank genome assembly. NCBI's taxonomy places the organism in Eukaryota, Fungi, Ascomycota, Sordariomycetes, Hypocreales, Bionectriaceae.
AUGUCUCUUGGCUGGCGACCUUGUCGAUACGCUCCACCCCCAAGCCUAUGUAAAGCUGAGCAGAGUGCUCUGACUAGUCUCAGCCGCGUGCGACGUACCACAAGUCAAGAGAUACGUGAUGAUAGCCUCGUUGUCUUUGGCGUCGUCAAUGGCGACGCUCGAAUGGCUGGGCGCGCUCUUGGCACUUUAUUGGGCUUUGAGCCUCGCAUUCAGUCUGAUAUCAAGAUCAAGGAAAAGUGGGUUGUUGGUCAAAGAAGCAAAGACGCCGCUUGCUCAGGAGUCAAGCAACACAUCGACAGGUAUUGA